UAUGGCUCACUGUACACCAGCUGUAUACGAUACCACAUAUAAGAAUGAUUUUUGUGGCUCCAGUGGAAGUCCUCGAACCACGCUUCUUUAUGGGGAUCGUGUCGGCAGCCAUUGGUUUCCCAAAGACUACACCGAAGGUAGAUUUGGAAAUUGGCAUAAUACUCCGUCAAACAAGAACAAAGAUCACGAUAAGGCUCCUCCAAAGCAACAUGUUAACGUCACAUAUUCGAAUCCGAUGGACGACAGAUACAGAUCGGUCUACCAAUCUGACUACGGUCUUUUAUAUCCAUCUAUGGGGAGAAUUCCACUACAGGAUAUGGCAGCUUUUGGCUAUGCCUCAGUAGCUCAUCCUAGAAAUGAAAGUUCCUAUGUAACUCCGGCUAAUCACUGCGAGAAAGGUUGUAAUCUACGAUUUUCUCGCCAUUUUGCCGAUCAUACUCCUGAUCCCUCUUUGGGAUCGGCACCACAAGGAGCUUGUUACCAUCAAACAGCCCAUUGUUCCUGUAGAAACUACUUGGGACACGUAUUUACGAAACAAGAAGAUGUGACGACCUAUGGCCGUGAUUUCGGCUGGCAAGCGCCAUCUCCUCGUUCUCAAGUUGCACGGUUGCAUGGAUAUACUCGGCACGCUCCCCUCGAUCAGGAUAGAGCCUUUCCUUGGGAUUGGCCAGAUCCCCCCAGAGCUGCUCGACACGUCGAUCAGCAUUGGGCACGCGUGUAUUGUCCACUUCACGGUUGUUUCCAUGGUUCAGAGGAUCAACGCUGUCCUCUUUUCUCUUUCGAAACACAUUCUGAACAAAAGGACUGUCCCCAUGCUCACUCGUGCUCUUGCAGUCCCCGACAUAAGAAGCCUAUUCAUACCGGAAAACGCAUAGAAAUUAAAUCUUAA
Molecule: messenger RNA, 889 nt
Organism: Dimorphilus gyrociliatus
Lineage: Eukaryota; Metazoa; Annelida; Polychaeta; Dinophilidae
Source: the annotation of a GenBank genome assembly